This is a messenger RNA of Ipomoea nil (Japanese morning glory), 766 nucleotides long. RefSeq names its product polyadenylate-binding protein 2-like. The record is from RefSeq and is a predicted model, not a curated record. Gene Ontology annotation, molecular function: poly(U) RNA binding; mRNA 3'-UTR binding; poly(A) binding. The coding region runs from base 56 to 631 and encodes 191 amino acids. The transcript has 2 exons. Gene Ontology annotation, cellular component: nucleus; ribonucleoprotein complex; cytosol. Lineage: Eukaryota; Viridiplantae; Streptophyta; Magnoliopsida; Solanales; Convolvulaceae.
CCUAAUUCUUGCUAGGAUUUGAAUUCGAUGGCACAGGUUAAGGCUCAGGCUCAAGAUGGGAAUCCCAGUGGUGGAAGCAUAUUUAUCAAGAAUUUGGACAAGGCAAUUGAUGACAGGGGAGGUUGUGAAUUCGAGCCUUAAUGGAGGCGUUAUUGGCUUAUUAAAAAAAAAAAUGUAUGUAGCACCUUUUGCGAGAAAGCAAGGUAGAGCAAAGGCUAUGGAAGUGACAAACUUCACUAACGUUUUUGUGGGGAACUUAUCUAUAUCUACAACCGAAAAGGAUCUUAGGGAAGUUUUUGGCCAUUUUGGAACAAUAGUUAGCGCUGUGGUUGUGAAAGAUGGAGACGGGAAAUCAGAGGGUUUUGGAUUCGUCAACUUUAAUGAUGCAGAUGAUGCUGCUUGGUCGGUUGAAGUGCUAAAUGGCCACAAGUUUGAUAACAAAGAGUGGUAUGUGCGGAGAGCUUACCAGAACAAAAAUGUUGGAAAAGUUCAUAAGAAAUCUGUUUCCACUACUAAUGAAACUGAAUCAAAGAAAUCUGUGGAAGCAGUACAAAAGGGAUAUAGAGCUAUCACCAAAGUACUCUAUGUCGACGAUAAGGGGGUCGGGCACUUCAACCCCAGAAGUCCAUGAUUUCUUAGCAAGAAAGAAGGGUUCUUGAUGUGAUAUGAUGUUGCAACUGUAUAUGUGAAUAUGCAAAAGCUUGAAAUUCAGUUUUGCAUGUGCAUUUACCUCAGAUAAUUAAGGUUGUGAUAACAAUAUAUCUAG